Molecule: messenger RNA, 1113 nt
Organism: Ascochyta rabiei
Lineage: Eukaryota; Fungi; Ascomycota; Dothideomycetes; Pleosporales; Didymellaceae
Exons: 2
Coding region: 1-1113 (370 amino acids)
Source: RefSeq, a predicted model, not a curated record
AUGUCCUACAACGAUUCUUACGGCGGUGAGCGCCGCAACGAAGGCUACGGCGGUGGAGGCAACAACGGUUAUGGCCAAGACCGACGAGACGACGACCGCCGCCAAGAAGGAGGAUACGGCGGUGGCAAUGGUGGCUACGGUCAAGAAGGGCGGUCCCACGGCGGCGGCGACUUCGAUAGAGAGGAGAGACGCCAUGAGGGCGGCGGCGGUUACGGUGACCGCCCUAGUGGAGGUGGAUACGGUGACGACAGACGUCAAGAAGGCGGCUACGGCGGAGGACGUCAGGAAGCCUAUGGUGGGGGUGGAGGUGGAGGCUAUGGCAACGACCGCCCUAGCGGCGGCAGUGGUGGCUACGGCCAGGACGAGCGUCGUCAGGAGGGAGGCGGCUACGGCGGCGGUCGCCAGGACGAAUCCUACGGUGGCCGUCCAAGCGGUGGACAAGGCUAUGGUGACAACGACAGACCCUCAGGCGGUUACGGAGGUUCAUCCGGCGGCUAUGGCCAAGGUUCAUCGGAAGGCCAUGGCGGCGGCUCUGGCAAUCACGGCGGCCAGCACUCCUCUGGCACAUCAUACGGUGGCGGUGGUGGCUAUGGUGGCAGCUCAGAUGAGUUCGGAGAAGCUGCGCAUCAUGCUCAGCAGGAUGCUGGGUCCUCUGGAGACUCGAAUCUUUUCGGUGCUGCCCUUGGCCUGCUUUCUGGCAACAAGCAGAAGCUUCAAAACGAGGACAUUGACGAAGACGAUGCAGUCAGACAACACGAGAAGUUCUACGGCAAUCAGCAGGGCGGUAAUCACCAAGCUAGCUCGAACAAUGUCGGUUCAGCUGCUGCCAUGCAGGCAAUGAAGAUGUUCAGUGGAGGUAGCCAGCAGCAGGCUCAGGGUGGUCAAAACAAGUUCAUUGGACUGGCCAUGUCCCAGGCUGCACAGCUGUUCGACAAGCAGCAGAGUCAGGGCAAGACAGAUCCCAGCGCCACCAAGCAGGAUGCUGUUGCCCAGGCUGCUCAGAUGGCUCUCAAGUUCUACAUGAAGAGCGAGAUGGGCGGCGGUGGAGCUUCUGGCGGCAGCUCUGGCGGCCUCGGAGGCCUUCUCAACAUGGCCAGCAAAUUCAUGAAGUAG